This is a messenger RNA of Platichthys flesus (European flounder), 5914 nucleotides long. Its product is annotated as semaphorin-5B-like. The transcript has 22 exons. Bases 223 to 3501 code for a protein of 1092 amino acids. The record is from RefSeq and is a predicted model, not a curated record. Gene Ontology annotation, molecular function: chemorepellent activity; semaphorin receptor binding. Gene Ontology annotation, biological process: neural crest cell migration; semaphorin-plexin signaling pathway; axon guidance. NCBI's taxonomy places the organism in Eukaryota, Metazoa, Chordata, Actinopteri, Pleuronectiformes, Pleuronectidae.
UUCCACCUCUCUGCACACACUCUGGUCAGCGUGCCACUGUGUGUCGAUGUGAAACAACUUCUCCCUCCCUUGUUUUUCAUACCUCGUCCUCUCUUCCCUUCCCUCUCACCAUGUGAAGCGUCGGGAUCCGUGCCGCCCGUGUGAGAGUCUCUCGGAGCAGUUGGGUGAUGGUGAACAAGUGUUUCCUGAGGACCUGAUUGAAGACUGGGUGUGGUUGAAGCUAUGCUGACGUCAGGGUGGGGGGUGUGGUCCCUCCCCCCCUGUGGCCUCGUGCUGCUCAUCUGCUCGUCCGUCUGUCUGUCCCAGCAGCCUCACCUCAAACUCGCCGACUGCAGCAGAAAGGAGCAUCCUGUUGUCUCCUACCAAAUGUUGACGCCAUGGAUGUCGGAGUUCUCCCAUCCAGGAGUGAAGGAUUUUGCCCAGCUGGCUCUGGACCUGAGCAGAAACCAGCUCAUUGUGGGAGCGAGAAACUUUAUCUUCACGCUGAAUUUGAGCAACGCCUCCCUCAUACAGGCGACAGAAUGGGCACCCAGUGAGGAUACAAAGCGCUCAUGUCAGAGCAAGGGCAAAUCUGAGGAGGAAUGUCAGAACUACCUCCGGGUACUGUUGAUCCGUGGGAGGACGCUGUUCACGUGUGGGACCAACGCUUUUGCCCCCGUGUGUAUGAGCAGGCAGAUUGACAACAUCAGUGAGGUGUUGGACACGGUGAACGGUGUUGCCCGAUGUCCCUACGACCCGCGCCACAACUCCACGGCCAUGGUGACGGAGAAGGGCGAGCUGUACGCCGCUACAGUGAUCGACUUCUCGGGACGUGACCCAGUCGUCUACAGGAGCCUGGGGAACAUGCCGCCGCUGCGCAGCGCCCAGUACAACUCCAAGUGGCUCAACGAGCCUCAUUUUGUAUCCGUUUAUGAGAUCGGUCGCUUCGCCUACUUCUUCCUGAGAGAAACGGCCGUGGAAAACGACUGUGGGAAGAUGGUGUUCUCUCGCGUGGCGCGGGUCUGCAAGAACGACAUGGGCGGUCGUUUCCUGUUGGAGGACACCUGGACGACCUUCAUGAAGGCCCGACUCAACUGCUCGCGCUCGGGAGAAAUCCCUUUUUACUACCACGAGCUGCAGAGCACCUUUUACUUACCAGAGCAGGACCUGAUCUAUGGCAUCUUCACCACUAAUGUGAACAGCAUAUCAGCUUCAGCCGUCUGUGCCUUCAAUCUGAGCGCCAUCACUCUCGCGUUCAACGGACCGUUCCGCUACCAGGAGAACCCCCGCACUGCCUGGCUCUCUACCCCAAACCCCAUACCCAAUUUUCAGUGUGGCACUCUGGAGGAGGGAGGCCCUGGGGGGAACCUGACGGAGCGCAACCUCCAGGACGCCCAGCGACUCUUCCUGAUGAACGACGUGGUGCAGCCGAUCACCAUCAACCCGCUGCUCACCCAGGACAACCUGCGCUUCUCCAAGCUGGUAGUGGACAUCGUGCAGGGCCGAGACAUGCUCUACCAUGUCAUGUACAUCGGCACUGAGUAUGGCACAAUCCUGAAGGCUCUCUCAACAACCAACAGAAGCCUUCAAGGCUGCUACCUGGAGGAGCUCCGGAUCCUCCCUGAAGGACAAAUCCGGCCAAUCAAGAGCCUGAAAAUUGUCCAGAGUGACAGGUCCUUGUUUGUUGGACUCGAUGACAGAUUGGUGAAGAUCCCAUUAGAGCGAUGCUCCAACUAUCCAAACGAACGCUCCUGCCUGGAAGCCAGGGACCCGUACUGCGGCUGGGAUCUCAAACAGAAGCGUUGCACCACCAUCGAGGAGAGCUCCAACAUGAACCAGUGGACCCAAAACAUCACAGAGUGCCCAGUGAGGAACUUAACGCAGGAUGGUGCUUUCGGUGCCUGGGCUCCGUGGCAGCUCUGUAACCACGAUGACGGCGAGGGCUCCAUCAGCAGCUGUGCAUGUCGCUCCCGCUCAUGUGACGGACCAGUGGCCCGGUGUGGCGGCGUCGAAUGCAAGGGUCCCACCAUUCAGGUGGCAAACUGCUCUAGGAAUGGCGGCUGGACGCCCUGGUCUUCAUGGGGCCAGUGCAGCAGCAGCUGUGGCAUCGGCUUUGAAGUGAGGCAGCGCUCCUGCAACAACCCCUCGCCUCGCCACGGUGGUCGAAUCUGCGUCGGCCAGGGUCGAGAGGAGAGGCUGUGCAACGAGAAAAGGCCAUGUCCCUUGCCAGUGGCGUGGACAGCGUGGAGCCCCUGGGCUCACUGCAGUGCCGAAUGUGGAGGAGGGGUCCACUCCAGGACCAGAACCUGUGAGAAUGGAAACUCGUGUCCUGGAUGUGCCACGGAGUUUAAGGUCUGUAACCUGGAGGCUUGCCCUGAGGUCCGCCGCAACACCCCCUGGACUCCCUGGAUGCCGAUGAACGUCAGUCAGAACGGGUCCCGGCAGGAGCAGAGGUUCAGGUACACCUGCCGGGCUCUGCUGCCCGACCCGCAGCAGCUGCAGCUGGGCAAGAAGAAGGCGGAGACCCGGUUCUGUCCCAGUGACGGGUCUGGAGCCUGUCAGACGGACUCUCUGGUUGAAGACUUGGUGAAGUCCACUGGCCACACUCUGUCCCAGCCCCAAGAUGCUCGCUGGGGAUCCUGGGAAACGUGGUCCGGCUGUUCACAGCAGUGUUCCACAGGUUUCCGAACCCGCAAACGUAUCUGCUCGACGGCAGAGGGCAGGACCAACCCGAGCUCCUGUGUGGGAUCCCCGGUGGAGUAUCAGGACUGCAACACUCAGCCCUGCCCAGUGAGUGGAGCUUGGUCUUGCUGGUCCUCCUGGUCCCAGUGCUCGUCCAGCUGUGGAGGUGGAAACCACCAGCGCACUCGGCAGUGCAGCAGCCCGGCACCUGCUAACGGAGGGGACAUCUGUAUAGGCCUGCACACUGAAGAGGCUCUCUGCAACACACAUACAUGUGAAGGUCGGGGCGAGUGGGGGGAGUGGGGGGAGUGCGACGAGGAGGGUCUGCAGCAUCGCAAUCGUCUCUGCAGUGAGGACGUGGUGGCUGAGGCCGGACUCUGCCAGGGCAACGUCUCCCAGUCCAGGCCGUGUCAGCCGCAUGAGGUGCCAGUCGUUCUACCCGGACAGGACGACCACAGCUGUGGAACCUUCACCUUGUUCCAGCUGCUUGCUGUGGGCUCAGGUAGUUUCUUUGCAGCAGCGUUACUCUCAGCGCUGGCCUACACGUACCACCACUCCCGGAAGCGACCGUCAGCAGAGUCAGCGGUGAUCCACCCCAGCACGCCCAACCACCUCACCUACAACAAGCAGGGCAACAGCACGCCAAAGAAUGAGAAGUACAUCCCCAUGGAGUUUAAGACACUAAACAAGAACAACCUCCACGUGAAAGAAGAGACGUGCAACCACUUCCCCUCCCCGCUAGCGACCAGCAACAUGUUCGCCACCACCUACUAUCCUCCCAGUCUGGGCAAGUACGACUUCAAUGCAGACUCCCCCUGCAGGGCCUACAUGCACAGCUGAGAGAAAACGACCCUCUUCAGCAGCCUGAAGGAUUUCAAAGUCCGGAAGUCAACACCAAAAUCAUCCUCAUCAUCAGGUUCCAGAGAUCUUAAAUACUUCUGUAAGUCUGUGUGAGCCACAGACAUCACUGUCAACAGGUCCUAUUUCUUUAGCAGGGAGAUGUUUAAGUUAAAAAAUUGAGGUGAAACUCCUCCAGUGUGAAGGUGAAGCAGAAAUCGAACAGGUACGAGCUAAUUCAGAACACAACGCUGUAGAUCAAUGGUUAAUGAGUUAAAGGAAUAGUUUGACGUUUCGGGAAACACACCUUUCUUCUUCUGAAUGUUAGAUUCUGUUUAUAUAAAGUCUUUGGCCUUUACACUGAGUACAAAUUGUGGUUUUAAGUGGAGAUAGGUGUUUUAACUACUUUUUUUCCGAGGCCACAGACCAGUGUGAGCCACCACCUGUAACUGGUAACAGAAUCUACCGCCUGAUGAGCCGGUCGGACGUUCAAAGCAGUCACAUCACGUAUCUUCUCUGAAACCAUGAAUCUUCCCCAAUCCGCUUCGGUUUGUGUUUGAUUUACACAACAUGAUGCAGUUCUGCACGAGUUGCCAGGCGCGUUACUGACAGCAGCCUCGUACUUUAGGCCCAGGCCUGACAUUGAUGUUUACAUUUCACUCCCUGAGAGAAAGCACAUGGACAUAUGUACCCCAAUGAUGGACUAUAACAGUUUAUAACCAGCGCACCUUCCCUCUACUCAAGGAGGAGCCAUGUUUGAUUUAAACAACCACCUGCAACUGAAACCUAACUCUCACCUCACCCCCCGACGUGCUCCACUUGUGCUCAGGACAGUUUGAAAGCUCCAGGGCUUCAACAAAGCUCCAGACAUUACAUGUAGCUGGAUUCCCUCUGGACCGAGACAACACUCAUCUGCUGCUAAUGUGUUAUUGUCAGGUGAGUUCAGAGGACUUACUAAACCUGUAUAGGAACUUUACAGGCAGCCUGGUCGCUUGUUCAUGUGUCGGCUGCCUUCAGCAAAGACUGAAAAACUAAAAUAUCAUCUCACUUCAUCUUCACUGAGAGUGAACGGAGAGAGGAAAUGAACAGAGACUCGCAGAUUUCUGCCUCAUUUGCUUUAAUUUUCACGUUUUGCAGCGUUCACAGUGGAAAACUCUGACGAGGAGGUUUUCAUCGCUGGCGUCUUCGGACUUUUCUGUUAUUUCCACAGACGUGUUUUGUGUCCUGAAACAACUUGAUGGAUUCUAUUCGUCACACAGGGAUAGUUUCCCCCCUGUUUUCUGGAUGUUUAUGCGUUAAGGUUAUUUCUCAACAAUCACCAAAUACAACACGGUUGUACUUGAACAUCCACAGCAUGAACACAACAUAAACAGGUAACUUUGUCAUAAGUAACAAGUCAAUGUAUAAAACUGUGAUGGAACUUAGAGAUCUAUGUUUAAACACUGGUUUGCUGUAAGGAGAGCAAGGUCACAGUUAUUCUAAUGGACCUUAACUGUGUUUUUCUUCUGAAAUUCUGAUGUCACUUAAUAGAGAGCAAAUUUUGGAAAGAGCCUCUAACAAAAAGAAACAUUAUUCUUGAUACAUGCCUCUAAAAACUCGAGUUAAUUAACAUUAAGAGUUCCUGUUGGAAAACAAAUUCCCCCCCAUAAUUAUAACCAAAUUAAGUUUGCAAGACAUCACAGAUAUUUUGUUUUAUAAGUUGUGCUGCUGAAAAAGCCCCAAAAGUCAACUACUACCUUACAAUAUGUAAAUGUUAGAUUUAAGACUUAGACCGAAUCCACAUUGACGAAUACGACUGGAUUGUGCUGAGAUUGUCAAACUAAACUUCUCCAGGGUAAUGUCUGACUUUAAUUUCAGAAGAGUAUCUACGUUAUAUGUUUUUUUGAUCCUGUUCAACAUGUUCAGACAGCCACCAUCUCCUGAUCUGUUCCAUGAGAGGUUUGCUGACAUUUAAGUUGAUCCUGUUCUGUGAAAUGUAUAUAAUUACAUUCAGUGUCUUGUGUUUCUGAAAUGUAAAUGAAUGCAGGUGUUUUUCGCCGUUUGCAGUUUUGUGUAGCAUGAAACAAGCGUCCCUGACAACGUGUGUUCACGUUUGGGUGCCUGCAUACAAGGACCUUCAUGCACCGAGGAAUAUACAUCUGUACAGACAAACUGUACAGAUAUGUUUAUUUGUAUUUGGGCGCGGUAAUGGAAAUAUUCCUUUUUUUUUUUAAAGUUGUGUUUUGUAUUUAAAGGUGUUAACAGCUGAAUCCUCAUUGGACACAAUAAACCCUCACAACUUGUUGUUGAAUCCCCUCGAACAAAAACACUUCUGCUGAAUAUCACUAAAAACUGCCUUUUGGACACUGUGAACUUUUGUUACUCUAUAUUUUUUAUAAUGUACACUGUAAGAAAUAUCAAAAGUUGAAUAAAUCAG